CAGCCAUUCCAUCAUGGCUCGGCACUUGGCUGUGGUCUUAAAGAGUGUGCUUCCUGCACCUAUCCGAGUAGAGUUUCUGGCAUUCUCACUUUUGCAUACGCCUAGAAGUUAAAGAUCUUGAUUUACUCGAUCUAAGAAACAGCCAAGCACUCCGGAGACCGGGAAAUUGCAAUCCCAAGGGCACAAAAGACGUCGUCCUCCCGCUCCGCCACAACUCUCGAUUAGAUAAAGGAUCAAAAAGCACUUCUUCAAGCAACACUCGACUGUCAAGCAUACAUCAUGUCUAUGCACGAAAGACACCUCGCAACGCAAGAGGUCCUCGACGCCAAAACGUUUGAACAAGCCCUGAACGACUUCCGACCUCACGCUGCCGAGCGCAACGACAGCUUCCAGACAAAGGAGAACACCCGAAGGAACUCCAUGCAACACGGCGCCAACCUACCUCCCUCCCAUAUUCAUUCUCCACUACUGCUCGUAGACGUUCCUCUCGAGCCUUGUCAACGCUGUUCAGGAGAAGGGAACGUGAACAAGCCCUGUGGUUUCUGCAAAGCAACAGGCAAAGCAUCAAAGACUAUAUCUUGCGUCGACUGUCAUGCAGAGAAGAACGGUUGCGGAAACAUGAACUGCGACACAUGUCUCGGCGUUGGCCGUAUAGUGCAAGAGCGCAGUUGUAUGAGCUGCGAAGGCAGUGGAAGUGCCCUCAAGCUGACCUGCGGCGACUGCGGAGGUAGUGGAAGCUCCUCUCCAACCAGCAGUAGGAGUAGCUCUGAAGUCAGCUGUCACGCAAUCCCGGAGUGACGAUCACGCUCGGAAUCCACCCCAUAUCACGGCGUUACGAUUUCUCAUUGUUGAGCGGAUUCAGCGUGUUCGGAGUGAUGUUUUUCACUGCUGGCGUUUGUUGCAACAUAGUAUACCCUGCCGGCCUCGUUGCCAGAAACAAAAACACGAAGGAGGAUCUGGGAAGAGUGAUUUGAUCACAACUUCUCUCACGACACCAGAAGACCCAACAACAGAAUAGUUCUACAACAAAUGACAGAAAUGAACCAGC
Messenger RNA from Cercospora beticola, 1048 nucleotides. RefSeq lists its product as uncharacterized. The record is from RefSeq and is a predicted model, not a curated record. Lineage: Eukaryota; Fungi; Ascomycota; Dothideomycetes; Mycosphaerellales; Mycosphaerellaceae.